Exophiala oligosperma is the source of this 5754-nucleotide messenger RNA. RefSeq lists its product as uncharacterized. Gene Ontology annotation, cellular component: plasma membrane. The transcript has 9 exons. The record is from RefSeq and is a predicted model, not a curated record. Lineage: Eukaryota; Fungi; Ascomycota; Eurotiomycetes; Chaetothyriales; Herpotrichiellaceae. The coding region runs from base 1 to 5754 and encodes 1917 amino acids.
AUGCAUUAUACACUCAUUCAGUCUCUCCUUUCCGUCCUCUUUUUCUCCAAUUUCUUUUUUGUCAGCAAUGUCUACGGCCUCGCGAGCACCGACACAAUCACUUGGGGUGGUGCUAAUGACAGGACUGGCUAUCAGAACAACCACAACAUGGACCCGGCGAUUGUUGGAAGCGCUCAAUUCGGUUUGCUCUACAAGACUCAAUUACCCGGAACAUACUUGAUCAAUGGCCAAAAUGUGCCUGAACAGAUAUUCUCGCAACCCCUGGUUUAUACUGGCUCUGAUGGCGUGCAAUAUGUCUACAUUGCAACAACUCAGAACAAUGUCUACAAGAUCAAUGCGAAAACUGGCGUUAUUGUUGCUUCUCGGAAUAUCCACCGUCCCUUCCUGGUUAGCGAUCUGAAUGGAUGUGUCGAUAUCAAUCCUACCGUUGGAGUCACUGCGACGGGCGUGAUCGAUCCAGAUACAGACACCUGGUAUUUCACAGCAAAGACAUACAUUGACCAGACCCUCAAUGGUCCAACUGGCCGCCCGAACGGUCGCUAUUACAUACAUGCUAUUAGCACCGUGGACCUGAGCGAACGACCAAACUUUCCAGUGAAUCUCGAAGGCAUGGUUGCCAGCAACAAUCCUGUGCGAUCUUUUAACGGUGGGAUUCAUCAUCAACGCCCUGGUCUUCUCCACACUGGUGAUUAUGUCUACGCUGGGUUUGCUAGUCACUGUGUUCAAUGGAAUUUUACUGGCUGGAUAGUGGGCUGGCACAAACAGACGGGCCAGCUUGUGGAAAGAUUCGCGACUGAGGGCGCCGGUGUUGGGCCCGAUGUUCCUGGUGCUGGAGUUUGGAUGUCUGGAGGUGGUAUUGCAAGCGAUGACAAAGGCUCAAUGUUCUUCGCGUCUGGCAAUGGGUAUGCGUCUCAGCUGAAUGGCGUGCCGGUAAAUGGACGAAACCCUCCAACUGCGCUUGAAGAAGCCGCCGUCCACAUGUCGAUCAACAGUGACGGUUCCUUGACAAUAGUUGACUUCUUCAUGCCGUGGGAGAAGGUUCAAUUGGACGGUGCAGACAAAGACCUUGGCACAUCCCCUCUGGAACUUCUUCCUAGCCAAUUUUCCUGUGGUAACAUCACAAGAAUGGGUGUGGUGACUGGCAAGAGUGGUAAGACGUACUGGCUUGAUCUUGACAACCUUGGAGGUUAUCAGAACGGGCCAAACAAGCUCGACAAUGUAAUCCAGGUUUAUCAGAAUGAAAACUCGGUCUACGCUGGGGCAGGUGUUUAUCCUCUGGAAGGAGGGUAUAUCUACAUCAAUGUCAUCCAGUACCAGACACAUGUCUUCAAAUUUUCUUGUGACAACGGGGUCCCAUACUUCAACAAAAUAGCCGAUUCUCCCGAAAAGAAUGCUUAUAUCCUCGGAGUCGGUCAUGGUACUGUCACAUCUUUGAAUGAUCAACCUGGAACUGGGCUGGUCUGGACAUCUGAUGUCGAAGGCUCAAAUCUUCGAAUAUACAAUGCAGUUCCAGAAAAUGGCCUCCUCAAGGAAAUCAACUCCUUUGUCACUCCAGGGACGACGAAAUUCACUCGUCCAGUCUUUGGAGACGGUAUCGUCUACCAGGGAACGACUCUUGGAUAUCUUUAUGCCUAUGGCGCCCCCGUCAAUCUGGCACUGACCUGUACCAGCCCCCAGUUUAACACUACAAAUCUCAACACCACGAGCUCGCCUAUGCUGAUCCAAUGUCAGGCCAACACUGGGCUCACAGUCACAGCAGCAACUCUGUCAGGCAAUCCGAAUUUUGCAUUCGCCGGACUGCCCGCCCUUCCCUUCGCUGUAAAUCAAGGAAAAAAUUUCUCAUUCCAGGCAACCUUCACCCCUCAGACCGUCGGUCCACUCUCUUCGUCGGUCAUCCUCAACACAACACAGCAGGCAGCAGGCUUCAGCACCAACACUCCAGUCAAUCUAAAGGGCACGGGCCAAAGUCAAGCACCACUGCUGAUGAUUACUCCGAAUACUGUAUCCUGGAACGGCGUCAUUACAGGCCAGGUGGUGGGAGGCGUGAAUCAGUCGGUUAUUAUCAGUAACCUCGGGAAUGGUCAACUCAGCGUCACUGGCAUUGCUUAUUCUGUGGUAGGCGAGACGGGACCAUGGAUCACCCCGAAUGGAACCCAAGCUGCAGCUGUUGUGUCGGCAUUCACCUUCUACAAUAUGCCAUCCUCAGUGGCUGCAAACAGUGCUGUGACGAUUCCUAUCAAUUUCAAUCCCUCAGUCAGCGGCAAUUAUGCUGUGUUCGUCAAAGUACAGAGUAACGGAGGCUCCCAGGUAUUUGAUGUACUUGCCGCUGGCUCAGACCAGCCAAAAGCUGUCCUCGAAUUCCAAACUCCUGGUGGAGGAUGGAUCCAAUAUCGGAACGGCACACCUUUCAGUUUCGGGAAUGUUACAGAAAAUACAACCCGAUACCUGAAGUUGCGACUUUCGAACAAUGGUACAGCGAAUGCAGCUCCCAUUUCUGUGACAGUCAGUAAACCUCCCUUCGGACUUUCUGGUCUUAUUGGAAGCAACAAUAAUGUCGAUCUUGCUGAAGGCACACUGGUCUACGCUGGACAAAAUCAGACCGCGACAUUAUAUUGUUCAGUGCCAAAGAGCCAGAUCAAUGUCGACCCCUACAAUGGCACUGCCCAAUGGACCAUGAACCUCAAUGAUCCUUCGUUCGGCAAACAAUUCAUCCAAUUCUCUUGCAAUGCAGUCGCCGAACAAGCACCACCCCUCAAUGCCGUCACGCAACAAGGUAUGUACAGAUAUGCUGGGUGCUUCAAGGAAAAUAAUCCUGGAAGACAGCUCCAAACCAAUAUUUACAGUGGGUCUCUCAACACUAACGAGCAAUGCAUACAACAAUGCUCGGCCGCCGGUUAUAUUUUUGCUGGCACUCAAUACACUCAAGAAUGCUGGUGCGGCUACAAUCGGCCCAAGCAAGUUGUCGAUGAUGCAAAUUGCAAUUUUCCGUGCACUGGAAACGUCAAUGAAGUGUGCGGUGGCAAUGGACUCGACGGAACUGGCUCCUUCAUAUCAUUGUUUGGAGAUAUCACUCGCUGGAACGGCAACACCACGGACACACCUGGUCCGUACAUCAACCCUGGUUUACUCGGGUUCAACAGUCUAGGUUGCUACACCGAAGGAUCUCAAACUCGUGCUUUAAAUGUGCAGCCCAACUCGAACAAUACGGUGGCCGGUUGUAUCCAAGCUUGUCAGGGAUAUUCGUAUGCUGGAGUGGAAUACGGAGGCCAAUGCUUCUGUGGAAACACAUUGUCUGUUGGUGCUGUUAGCGCUCCCACGUCUGACUGUGCCAUGACUUGCAAUAACAACCAGACAGAGCUUUGUGGAGGUCCAAGUCGACUUAAUCUGUACAGAUAUGGCAAUGGCACUCUUCCCCCGUCGACGCCGACAUCUGCAAAUGGCGGAGGCAACAAUCCCACCCAACCAACAGGUCUCGCGGUCCCGCCGACAGUUGGAAACUUCAGCUACGUAUCUUGCUAUACCGAGGCGACUGCGGGCCGAGCACUUAGCAGUGUUGCCCUAGCAGACAACAGUUUUACCAUUCAAACUUGUGCCAGUAAUUGCACGCAGUACCGAUAUUUUGGAGUUGAGUAUGGACGUGAAUGUUACUGCGGGAACUCAUUGGCAGCGGGGAGUGUGCCUGCGACAGAUGGUCGUUGCAACAUGCCUUGUGCAGGCAACUCUACUCUGCUCUGCGGCGGCCCCGGCGGCUUGACCCUGUACAACAAUACCAAAUGGACUUCAACGACAACUAGUCCUUCCCAACUGACCGGGCCAGUCACAGUGCCAAGUACUGGUCAGUACCAAUAUGUCGACUGUCAUACCGAAGGCAGCAAUGGUCGCGCCUUAUCUGGAUUCGCCACUGCAUCAAAUGACAUGACAAUACAGUACUGUGCCGGCAACUGUACCGGCUACACAUACUUUGGUGUCGAGUAUAGUCGAGAGUGCUACUGCGGAAAUACCUUGAACACAGGAUCAGUGACGGCUACCGAUCAACGAUGUUCCAUGACUUGUGGUGGAAACUCGUCAACUAUUUGUGGCGGACCCAAUGGCUUGAGUCUGUACAAGCUCGUCGUAGCAUCCUCGAGCUCGAGCAUCUCCACGUCAAGCACGAGUAGCACAUUGACAUCGACGUCAACAUCGGCGUCGGUUAGCACAAGUCAGAACGUCAACUCCACAACAACCUCAGCAUUGACUACUGCAGCAUCACUGUCUUCGAGCACAAUCAAGGUAACUAAUUCGUCAAGUUUCGCCAGGUUCAUUAGUGUCACAAGCUCCUCGACCAUCUCAACCAGUUCUGUCAGCGCCAUGUCGAUGUUGUAUUUUUCAAGCAUGUCUUCGCCCACGUCGACUCGGAUGUUGACGAGCACUGCAGUUUCAAACCCCUCGACAUCAUCAGUCCGAUCCGCCUCGAGCACCAAUGCCAGCCUUACUCCUACCGCGGGUAUUUCGUCGUCAACACCGACGAUUGCUUCACGGACAUCAUCGUCCUCUUCAAGCGGUAUAUCAACAAGCAGUGCUUCCGGAAUGUUAUCUAACAGUCCGACGAUGAACACAUCCCCUUCAGGAUCUUCCGCCUCUGUCUCUUCCAGUGGGUCAAACGCGUAUGCCUCUUCAACAAGCUCCGGGCGUACCACUUCAGGAUCAAGCACUGCUUCCGCCUCAAGUCUGAGCGUUUACACGACAUCGACCGCAUCGAAACCUACCACGGCGCCGUCAACAACAUCAUCGGCCAGCUCCGGCUUCAGUACUGUCUUUGUGGCUCGGAUUUCGACGAGCACGAGUUCAACCACAACGAGUACCACCUCGGUUCCGUUCAGCUCAAUGUCAAGUCAAACUUCCCAAGCUCGCGUCGGCACUUCUGGUUCUGCUUCGACUUCAUCGACAUCAUUCACCCGUUCUCCAUCCCAAGGCAGCGUCAACACCAAUUCAUCGUCUAAGCUAUCGUUGUCGUCGUCGUCGUCGUCGUCAUUCAGCACGACCAUUCGCACUUCAACCACGAGUAUGAGAAUGACGACCACCUCUGCCGUAGCAGCAUCAACUACGACGUCAACUCUGUCAACGAGCUCGCCCACCGCGAACCCCUUUCUUCCAAAUGUCUAUGUUGGUUGUGCGGCCGAGCUCACCAACACUCGUCUACUGUCGAGUGCAUCCACGACAAACUCUAGCAUGACGAUCGAAUCAUGCCUCUCGUUCUGCACGUCCCAAUCCCUCCCUCUGGCGGGGCUCGAGUACGGCCGGGAGUGUUACUGUGCGUCGUCCCUGCCGCCCAACACGGCCCUGAACCUGACGGGCUGUUCCAUGCCGUGCGCGGGCGACGCCACCCAGACCUGCGGCGGCCGGUCCCGGUUGAGCGUCUACAACGACACCCUCUUGAGGCCCCCGGGCCCCAAGCCCGUCGUGGCGCCCGGCUACGCCUACCGGGGCUGCUUCACGGACCCCAGCAGCUCCCAGCGCACCCUGUCCGGUUACAGCACGAGCGACGACGCCAUGACCCAGGAACGGUGCGUCGGCGUGUGCGCCGGCCUCGGCUACACCUUCGCGGGCGUCGAGUACUCCCGGGAGUGCUACUGCUCCGGCACCUUGGGCGUCGUGGCCAACGGGGGCAAGGCCAGCCAGGUCGGCGAGGGCGACUGCAACAUGAUCUGCGCGGGUGACAAAUCCGAGGUGUGCGGCGGGAGCAGUAGGAUCGGUGUUUGGAUGGCUUCUUCCUGA